AUGCAUAGGACUACAUAUGAUAUGGAUCUACCUCCUACGCUUACUCGUCACCCUCAAAACCACGACAACGGUCCACUUUCCCCCUCUUUCGCAGAUUCCGGCAUAGAUAUGGAGCUCGAGACGGAGCUUCCCCAGACUCAAACGCACAUCCAGACCUCCGAAGCGUCAACAGAACCUGAUACAAACUUCGACGCUGGUGAAACAGAAACGGAGAGUCUCCACCUUGCCGCGCGACUAGCGAAACUUGCGAUGAAUGCGAGAAAGAGCGAUAACGGUAUCAAAUCGCGAUCGUUCUCAAAAACCGAUACGGCGAUUCUCCACCGCUGUUUGGAAACUAUCGAGAACACGCUAUCUCUACCCGACGACGACGACGACGAUGAUGAUCCCCGUCCAACUCUAACGCAAGAAAUCGCCAAGCAUCGACCCCAGAGCCUUAAUCUUACUCCGCAUUACCCAUCGCCUCCAUCGUCGACAGUAGCGGAACCAUCACCGCCCGCAGUGUCGCAUACUACUGAACCGAGAUCAGAGCCGCACCCGACCGAAUCGCAACUCACCGCUGUUCUGGAGGAAGUGACAGCGCUGGGUUCCGAAUUGGACAAGAGACGUCGUGAGACUUUUCAGAUCUAUGAGCUGUAUACUCAGAAAUGUCAAGGGUUGGAGCGGAGGAUUGCUGGGCUGGAGGGUGAGGUUUGCGAGUUACAAGCAGACAUCUUGGAAAACUCGAUAGAACGCGAAGGAUUCCGGGGAACGGUUUACGGUCUGCAAAACUGGGUAGUCGGAUGGCAGCGCGAUCACGAGUUGGCAAUAAUCCAAGCACGAGAAGCACGAAAGGGAUGGACGAAGCGCAAACCCGCCCGGAGAGAAGAUGACGCUGAUGCCUUGUUCGAUGGUAUAACCGCGUGGAUGCGUGGGUGGAAGGAUGUCGAGGAAGGCUUUCAAGCUCGGGAACGUGAGCGUGAACAGCGACGGGAUAAAAGACAGAAGCAGCAGUCAUUGGACACCAUUCGUGAUAACUGCCUUCCAUUGUCUAGUACAGGUGAGAACAGUUGA
Molecule: messenger RNA, 1050 nt
Organism: Aspergillus chevalieri
Lineage: Eukaryota; Fungi; Ascomycota; Eurotiomycetes; Eurotiales; Aspergillaceae
Exons: 2
Coding region: 1-1050 (349 amino acids)
Source: RefSeq, a predicted model, not a curated record